Antechinus flavipes (yellow-footed antechinus) is the source of this 2539-nucleotide messenger RNA. It is a transcript of the gene TMEM140, whose product is annotated as transmembrane protein 140. Lineage: Eukaryota; Metazoa; Chordata; Mammalia; Dasyuromorphia; Dasyuridae. The coding region runs from base 524 to 1132 and encodes 202 amino acids. The transcript has 3 exons. The record is from RefSeq and is a predicted model, not a curated record.
GUUGGGGAGGAGAGAAAGACUGAGCCAGGCACUGGACUUGUUGAGGCGAAGAAUACUCCACAGGUCUGUAGAUAACAGCCAUCAGAAUCUUGAAUGAGUGAUAAAGAUGGAGUGAAUGAACUUCAAAGGAGGAGAGGUUACCAAGAGAUGGGGGUAAAGGGAGAACCUGGAAGUGGCAAUGAGGAGAAAGAUCUAACUCCCCUUCCACUCUCAGAAUGCUGGGGCACAGAAGUGAAAUUGCAGCCAGUGCUAGAGGACUAGCCAGCGUAUCAUCAGGAAGAAGCCAAGUCUCAAUGACCCCAAGAAGAUGGAAAGAACAAGAAAGGAAAAGGAUCCACCUUUCUUUUUCCUUUUCAACUUACCAUAUGAUGGAAUCCUCAGUCAAAAGACACAAGAUUCUGGAAAUCCAAGUCCCUGACACUUUCUAAAGUUGAUUGCAGCACUCCUGCCUCUUUGCUGUGGGCCUAUACUGGGAAGGUCCUCAGGAAAGUUACUGCUCAGUAAAGUUGGAGAAGGGAUCAAGAUGGUCACUGUGAAAUCAAAAGGCCGCAGGCUCUUGCUGUCCCUGACCACCAUUAUCCUCCUCACUACAGUGAUCUCCCUGCUGCUCUAUGCCCUGCUCUGGAGAUCAGGCAACCUCAUUGACCUUCCCACCAUAAAAAUUGGCUUCUACAACUUCUGCCUAUGGAAUGAGAGCUCCCAUUUUCUCCAGUGUCAUCAGUUCCCUGAGCUGGAACGGCUGAGGGUGUCCCAGAUUGGAAUUGCCCUGGCAAGGUUUGGUGUCUAUGGGGCCCUAGUCAUUGCUCUAUUUGCCGCCCUGCCAUUCCUACUGGCCUGGUUUUAUGGUAACAAGGACAAGUGGAAUCUGUCAGUGGUGCUCCUAGGGGCUUCAGCAGGGAUGCUGCUCGGCGGACUUUUGCUCUUCCUCUUCUACAUUGCUCAAUGGAUCCAACCUUCAAAGCUGGGUGCUGAGUUUCUAGCUCUGGUUGGGGCAGAAAUCAUGCUACUGCUUCUGCUGCUUAUUAUUGUCAUGUAUCCCCUUGGUUAUGGAGGAGCAAGCUUGAACCCCAGGGAACAAAGACCUACAUCUACAGAGAGAGCAGCCCUACAUCUGUGGCCUCACUCAAAAUAGAUAUAAACCCACAGAAGUUUUCUAAGAAUCACUGGGAAUGUGAGAGAGACAUCCCCGUUCAUUUGCCCUUUUCUCCCUAAGGAAAACUGGGGGUAGAUAAAGCUCAAUGAAUUCUUCUCCAUAUCUAUCUCUUGGGUCUUUAAUUCCUUCUACCAUAAAAAAAAUAGAUAUGGAAAGACCUUUUUGUUGUUCAGUCAUUUUUCAAUCAUGUCUGACUCUCUGUCACCCCAUUUGGAGUUUUCUUGGCAGAUAUUGGAGGGAUUUGCCAGUUCCAUCUCCAAUUCAUUUGACAGAUGAGGAAACUGAAGCAAAGCAGGGUUAAGGGAUUUGCCCAGGGUCACACAGCUAGAAUGUGUCUGAGGCCAGAUCUGAACUCGAGUCUCUGUGUUCAGGUCAAUUUCUUUUUUCCAACUGUGCCAUCUAGCUGCCAGGAAGACCUUAGAUGUCAAAAAAUUUUGCACUGAAAAAAGAUAGCGAUAUGGCAGGAAAAAUUUAGGGAAGACAAUAAAUCCUUAGAUUUAUUGUCAGACCCUGCAAUAGGGCAUGAAAAGGACAGGCAAGGAACUUGAAGGGCAUAUCACAUUAUUUUUAGGGAUGAAAGAAAAAAAGUGAACGCUUAUCAUGAAUCCUUAACCACAUUGAGAAUAUGGGCACACUUAUCUAUCUACUGCUCCAAUCAGAGAUAAACAACCUAUAAAUUAGUACUGUAUUCCAUACUUUAUCAAGCAUCAUUUAGCUUUUAAAGUCUGGAUGUUUAUUUUGCAUAAGGAUAACAAAGUAGAAUAUCUUUUGUGCCACUUUUUAAAUUUAUCCUGUGUUUCCUCUAUAUACAUCUUAUUCCCACAUACCACUUCAGAGAUGCCUGGUAGUUCUGAUAAUAAUGUGCCAAAGUUUUGACUCCUCACAUAGCACAGCAAUAAGAAUAUAAUAGAGUUGAGUUCAUUCUACCUCUCCUUUAGAAAUUGGGUUUUUUACCAAGAGAACAUCAUACACAGCAACAAAAAGAUUAUAUGAUGAUUAAUACUGAUGGACAUGGCUCUUUUCAAUAGUAAGGUGAUUCAGACCAAUUCCAACAGUCUUGUGAAUGGAGAGAGUCAUCUGCACCUAGGGAGAGGUCUGUCAGGACUGUGUGGAUCACAACAUAGUGUUUUCACUUUUUUAUUGUUUGCCUGCAUUUUUCUUUCUCAUUUUUUUCCUUUUCUGAUUUUUCUUCUGCAGCAUGAUAAUUGUGGAAAUAUUUAGAAGAAUCGCACAAGUUUAACAUAUAGAUUAGAUUAUUUGUCAUCUAGGGAGGCAGGGUGGGGGAAAAGGAGGGGAAAAAAUUGGAACACAAGAUUUUGCAAAGGUGAAUGUUGAAAACUCUGCAUGUGUUUUGAAAAAAAAAUAAAAAGCUUUAAAAAAAGAAAA